This is a messenger RNA of Oryza sativa Japonica Group (Japanese rice), 1307 nucleotides long. The record is from RefSeq and is a predicted model, not a curated record. NCBI's taxonomy places the organism in Eukaryota, Viridiplantae, Streptophyta, Magnoliopsida, Poales, Poaceae.
CGGCCGCGGCGUCGGAGACCAGCGGAGACAGAAGAAGGGGGGAGAAGAGAAUCGCGGAGAUAGCAUGAGCAGCGGCGGCGAGCUCGCGCUGAGGCAGGAGUACGUCAUCGGCGACGAGAUCGGGCGCGGCCGCUUCGGCACCGUCCGCCGCUGCUACGCCGUCGCCACGGGGGAGGCGUUCGCGGUCAAGUCCACGCCCAAGGCGCCGCUGCGGGAGGCGGAGGCGGCGGACGCGCUCGACCUCGCGCUCGCGGAGCAGGAGCCCAAGGUGCACCUCGUCGCGUCGGCGCCGGGGCCCGGGGCCAGCCCGCACGUCGUCGCGCUCCACGCCGCCUUCGAGGACGACGCCGCGGUGCACCUCGUGGUCGACCUCUGCGCGGGCGGGGACCUCCUCUCCCUCGUCUCCUCCCGCGGCCGCCUCCCGGAGCACGAGGCCGCGGACCUCGUGGCGCAACUGGCCUCCGCGCUCGCGUCCUGCCACCGCCGCGGGGUAGCGCACCGCGACGUGAAGCCCGACAACCUCCUGUUCGACGGCGGCGGCGUGCUCAAGCUCGGCGACUUCGGGUCGGCGGGGUGGUUCGGGGACGGGAGGCCGAUGACGGGGCUGGUCGGGACGCCCUACUACGUGGCGCCGGAGGUGGUGGCCGGGAGGGAGUACGGCGAGAAGGUGGACGUGUGGAGCGCCGGGGUGGUGCUCUACAUGAUGCUCUCCGGGACCCUGCCCUUCUACGGCGCCACCGCCGCGGAGGUCUUCCAGUGCGUGCUCCGCGGCAACCUCCGCUUCCCGCCGCGCGCGUUCGCCUCCGUCUCGCCGGAGGCCAAGGACCUGAUGCGCCGCAUGCUCUGCAAGGACGUCUCCAGAAGGUUCUCCGCCGACCAAGUCCUGAGGCAUCCUUGGAUCGUGAGCCGUGGGGGAGCCGCGGUGAUGGGCUAGUUCGUUCGAUCGAGGAUGAUGAUGAACUCCAUCCAUGUGUAGAUAGCUUUUCUUCAGGCGAAGGACUCGUCUGCUAGCUGUGAAUUUUGGCUUGGAUUAGUGGCAGGGUUCAGUGGUAGUAGCGUAUUAUUAGUGUUUGUGUCCAGUAGGAGUUAGGACCAUGACGAGCUCUGGUGAAUUGGCUGGAAUUUGGGAGCUAGCUAUAUCUUUCUACCCGAGUUUGUCCGAUGUACAUACAGUGAUCAGUUGAUCACCUUUUGGCUGAACUGAAGAAGAGGGUAGUCUCUCUUAGUGCGUAGCAGGCUUGUUCAGAUGAAAAUUGAAUCCAAAAACAUGAGAAAAUUUCUGUGAAUUGCUGCAGUUCACCUAUGCA